Messenger RNA from Camellia sinensis, 2627 nucleotides. It is a transcript of the gene CSLC04, whose product is annotated as Cellulose-synthase-like C4. Gene Ontology annotation, cellular component: Golgi apparatus. The record is from RefSeq and is a predicted model, not a curated record. Gene Ontology annotation, molecular function: glycosyltransferase activity. NCBI's taxonomy places the organism in Eukaryota, Viridiplantae, Streptophyta, Magnoliopsida, Ericales, Theaceae.
UGUGGACCUUGGACUUUGUGAAAUUUUAUAUUAGGCCCCUCUAACCCCCUCUUCCAUUGCUAAUCACCCACACAAGCAACUUCUCUCUCUCUCUCUCUCUCUCUCUCUGAGAAGCAUAUUCUCUUCCUCACCUUCCAUCUGAAUUUCUGGGCCCUGUGCCAUUCUGUUCUGCUCAGAUCCAGUUUUCAAUGAUUUGGAGUUGUGUUUAUUUUUCUUUCUUUCUCAUUCUUGAUUCUAUGUAAAUCCCGUAUAUAACUAAUUUCCAAGUUCAACCCAGUGUUCUAUUGCCAGAGUUCUCAUCUGGGUUGUCUUUGAUUUUCUUGGGUGAUUGAAAAGAAAUGGCACCCAAUUCAUCAGUGGCAGUCACUAUUGAGAACAAGCCUUUAAUGUUCCCAGAUAAAGAAAAAGCUGCAAGUCCUAAGCAAUUCACAUGGGUUCUUCUUCUCAAAGCAUACAAAGCUCUCACUUGCAUUUCUUGGCUAGCAAUGGCCUUAAAGUCUACCUUUGUUUCGGUUAAGAAACGCAUCGCUGUAUCCGAAAUGAGCGAAGAAGAAGGAGAAGAGCCCAAAAACAAAGGGAGGUUGUACAGAUUUCUCAGAGUUUUUCUUGCUGUUUCGGUCUUUGCUUUGGUUAUAGAAAUUGUUGCCCAUUUCAAGAAAUGGAAUUUGAAUCUGAUCAAUCCAUGGGAGGUUCAGGGUCUUGUGCAGUGGUCUUACAUGGCUUGGCUAUCUUUCAGAGUUGAUUAUAUUGCUCCUUCCGUUGUGUAUCUUUCUAAAUUCUGCAUUGUACUUUUCAUGAUUCAAUCGCUCGAUCGGCUAGUUCUCUGCUUUGGGUGUUUUUGGAUGAAGUGCAAGAAAUUGAAACCAGUGAUUGAAGGAGAACCAUAUGACAUUGAGGAUUGUUCAGGUUUCCCAAUGGUUCUUGUUCAGAUUCCAAUGUGCAAUGAAAGAGAGGUAUAUGAGCAAUCAAUCUCUGCUGUCUGCCAGUUGGAUUGGCCAAAGAACCGACUUCUAGUUCAAGUCCUAGAUGAUUCAGAUGAUGAAAGUUUACAGAAUCUAAUAAGAAAUGAAGUAUUUUCAUGGAAACAAAAAGGGGUGAACAUAAUCUACAGACAUAGAUUCAUAAGAACAGGGUACAAAGCAGGCAAUCUUAAAUCAGCCAUGGGCUGUGACUAUGUCAAGGACUACGAGUUUGUCGCAAUAUUCGAUGCAGACUUUCAGCCCAAUCCUGAUUUCCUUAAACUGACAAUACCUCACUUCAAGGGAAAUCCCGAGGUGGGUCUUGUCCAAGCACGCUGGUCGUUUGUCAACAAGGAUGAGAAUUUACUCACAAGGCUUCAAAAUGUUAAUCUGUGCUUCCAUUUUGAGGUAGAGCAGCAAGUUAAUGGCAUGUUUAUUAAUUUCUUCGGAUUCAAUGGAACUGCUGGAGUGUGGAGGAUUAAGGCCUUAGAGGAGUCAGGAGGUUGGCUUGAAAGAACAACUGUAGAGGACAUGGACAUUGCAGUUCGAGCCCAUCUGAACGGGUGGAAAUUCAUUUUCCUUAAUGAUGUGAGGGUGCUUUGUGAAUUACCCGAAUCUUAUGAAGCCUACAAGAAACAACAGCAUCGCUGGCAUUCGGGUCCAAUGCAGCUCUUCAGAUUAUGCCUUCCUGCUAUCUUGACUUCCAAGAUAUCAAUGUGGAAGAAGGCCAACAUGAUAUUUCUCUUCUUUCUUCUGCGAAAACUGAUACUUCCUUUUUACUCAUUCACACUAUUUUGUGUCAUACUUCCAUUAACAAUGUUCAUACCCGAGGCAGAAUUACCUCUUUGGGUGGUUUGUUAUGUACCGGUUUUCAUGUCUUUUUUGAAUGUCCUACCUUCUCCGAAAUCUUUCCCAUUCUUGAUACCAUACCUACUGUUUGAGAACACCAUGUCCGUGACAAAAUUCAAUGCCAUGGUGUCGGGGCUAUUUCAACUUGGAAGUGCUUAUGAAUGGGUAGUGACAAAGAAGACAGGCAGGUCAUCUGAAUCUGAUUUAUUAGCCCUGGCUGAGAGGGAAUCGAUAAAUUCAAACCAAGAGAAAAUCCAAAGGAGGCUUUCGGAAUCUGGCCUAGAAAUGCUCACAAAACUGAAGGAACAAGAGGUACCUGUUGUCAAGAAGCGAAACAAGCUCUAUAGGAAGGAACUUGCCCUUGCUUUUCUUCUACUCACCGCUGCUGCAAGAAGCCUGUUAUCAGCACAUGGAAUUCAUUUCUAUUUCUUGCUGUUCCAAGGCUUGUCUUUCCUUGUGGUUGGCUUGGAUUUAAUUGGUGAGCAGAUGAGUUGAAACAGUAACACCUAUAUAUGAUCAUGGAAGUUGUAUUGCUGUUGAAGAAAUUCUGAGUUCCAUAGAAUGCCAAACUUUGGAGCUGGGAUUCUCACAGAUGAUGCACAUUUGCUAUUGCAAUUAGCAAUUAAGAGACACCGUAGUAGAGUUGAUUCUUUGAUUGUAUAAUUAUUUCAUACCGACUUUUUGAAUAACUAGGUACCCAAAUACACAAAUAAGCAUUUCAAAAUACCUUGUUCUACUGUGUAAUAUGGAAUACUCAAUUUCAAGCUUAUGGUUUCUUGAUAAAAAUAUAUACAAUUGUCUGGAUGUGUGGGCUGCAAA